Molecule: messenger RNA, 1021 nt
Organism: Styela clava
Lineage: Eukaryota; Metazoa; Chordata; Ascidiacea; Stolidobranchia; Styelidae
Source: RefSeq, a predicted model, not a curated record
AUCAAAUUUCAUUUUGCUUUUAAAUGGAAGCUGUCUUACUUUUGCAUUCAUUACUCUGUGAGAUGAUUAAUAAACAGCAACAGUCAUGGAGGGCACUGAAAACUUUAUAUUGGAGGGCAGCGGUUAUUUCGAAUAUUCUACUGAUGGCAUACUUGAAUAUGAUGAUCACUUAGUCUGUACAUACGUUGACGAGUUUGGUUACAUGGUCGAAGUUAAAUGUGAAAAGAAUACGAUGAAAUGUUGUUCCUCGUCCACUUCAGAAUCGAUAUCUUACUAUUAUUGUUGCAAAAGAAAGGACUUGGUUUCGAGCGAUAUUGUUAUCGCAAUCAGUGCUGUGGCUGUUAUGUUAUUCAUAUUGGCAUCUGUUUGCUUCGUUUAUUGUGUUUUGUCUGUUCCAGUUUGGUAUGAACGAAUUAGGAGAGGAAAUCGAACACAAUCAGAAUUCGCCAACAACUUGGAAUUGCAGUCGCUUCACACCCGGGAUGAAUUUUUGACAUCAACAAGUGACAGCCCGACCGAGACCAAUCAUCAUUUCGGUGGGUGACAAAAGUCUGCUUCGGAGAGUUGCGGGAGCUGUUGUAUCAAUAGUAAUUGGUACGUUGAUGGGUAUUUAACUUCUAUAAGCAUCCUUCAAAAACAAAGCAAUUACAACUGGUAGGAAGUGUGAAGAACAAUAACAAACAUUAUAUAUUUUAACGAUUGAUAGGCCAUAGUUUAUUAUUCAUUUCCUCAAGGCUGAUGCAUAUUGCUAGAUGCGAAGAACUAUACAUUGUCAACAAUUAGGCUAAAAGUCUAUUUAUGCGUUUGUUAUUCAUAUACCUGAUACUAUCAGCGUUCCUUGGCACACACGAAAAAAACUCAAGCUGCAGGAAAUAAAUAUUGUUUUUUAUUUUCAAAAUAAUUUUUCGAAGAAUGUUGAACAUUUAUAUACACAAGAGCUUAAGUUAAACCCGGUAGGUGAAGAUAAUUAUAGCCAUUCUAUUCCCGGAAAAGAUGAGGUUUCUUGAAAUUGAGAGUGAAG